AUGUUCAGUUUUCAUAAACCAAAGAUCUACCGUUCUGUGAACGGAUGCUGCAUUUGUCGAGCCAAAUCAUCCAGCUCCCGCUUCACGGACUCUGCUAAGUAUGAAUCCGAGUUUGAGAAAUGUUUCAAAAUCAAGGAACGCCGCGCCGGUGAAAUAUGCAACGCAUGCGUGCUGCUCGUCAAACGUUGGAAGAAACUGCCUCCUGGCACAACUCGGCAUUGGAAUCAUGUGGUGGAUGCGCGGGCAGGUCCCGGGACCAAAGGCGCUCACAUGGGACGAAUCACAAAUCCCAACCGUUCGAAAGCCACCAAGAUAAAUAAGAAGAAACCUCUUAGGCCGCCGAGGAGGCUCCGUGAAAUCGAAUCUCUUCAAGACAGCCUUGCUGGAGUUUAUGGAGAAGAACGAAUGAAGAGGUCGUCGAGAAGGAAUAGCGAUGGCUUCACAUACUACGAGGAUAAUGACUUCGAUAGCGACAGCUCUGUAGAUUCUGAUAGGCUAGAAGCGGAACCCGAGACGCCUGAAGUCAGCACAGCGUCCUCGGCGGAGGAAGAUGAAGAGGAGUGGGAUCCUGGUCAAGACGGACGGAAAAUCAAGGAACAAAAUCGACAGAAAAAGAGACAAUUCAAGUCACAACAUAACCUGAAGAUGUCCUCGUUCAUCGACAGCUCUUUCUGGAGAAAGGAACGUAUAUGCUGCGGUGUGGUUUUCAAGGGCCCUCACGACGAGCUCUUGAUCUAUCCGAAACUACUCAAACCCUGUCCGUGUCGAUUGCGGAGGAAUUCAACAUCCAGCCAGCUGUCGCAUUCGCAGGAUUCCAACAGUUCCGUUUGUGCUACGCCGAACUCGGAUGUCCUACUGCCAACUAGUCCCGAGUCUCUCACGACUUCGGAUUCCUUCCCAUCAGCGUUCGCCGCCAAGAACCUCCAGCAAGCCGUGGCUGUUCCGAAUAGCCCUACGGCAGAGCCCUUCUUCUGA
Galendromus occidentalis (western predatory mite) is the source of this 975-nucleotide messenger RNA. RefSeq names its product SIN3-HDAC complex-associated factor. The record is from RefSeq and is a predicted model, not a curated record. The transcript is spliced from 6 exons. Gene Ontology annotation, cellular component: Sin3-type complex. Gene Ontology annotation, biological process: negative regulation of cell migration. The coding region runs from base 1 to 975 and encodes 324 amino acids. NCBI's taxonomy places the organism in Eukaryota, Metazoa, Arthropoda, Arachnida, Mesostigmata, Phytoseiidae.